Molecule: messenger RNA, 2618 nt
Organism: Dreissena polymorpha
Lineage: Eukaryota; Metazoa; Mollusca; Bivalvia; Myida; Dreissenidae
Product: prolactin regulatory element-binding protein-like
Exons: 9
Coding region: 714-1817 (367 amino acids)
Biological process (GO): protein secretion
Cellular component (GO): endoplasmic reticulum membrane
Molecular function (GO): guanyl-nucleotide exchange factor activity; protein binding; GTPase activator activity
Source: RefSeq, a predicted model, not a curated record
GACAGUUCUUCCCUCAAUAUCUGCUGCAGACGAAUACCAAAAAUGCACCGCUCGCGACCGGAAUUAGGGAAUACACACCGGAUGCUGGAUUUCGGUAUUGUUAUUUUCGCAGUGGUGACCUCCCUUUAAAUUUAAGACCUCUAAACAUCGCUGGGGUUAAUGAUUUUAACAAAAACGGCUUUUUAAAUAUAUAUUUUUAUUAAUUUAUGAGGAUAAUAAUAAAAAUAAGGUGCAGAAUUGAACGAAUAAAAUAAAUUCGAGACUAAUCUUAUUCGAUUAAUUGCGUCGGGAUUUAGGCAAUACAUUUUAGACGGGUUAUAUUUCUGAACAUUAUGUUUGGAAAAAGUGAACGCGAAAUUUAGUAUAGCAGUCUUUGGUAUUUGGCUUAUUCCCGUAAAGGCGUUAGGCCGGGAAACAGGAAAACAGGAAGAAAAACAAAAAAUCGCAUUUUGCGUUGAACAACAUAUAAUACAAUAACAUAGAGUACGAUUCGCUACACAAUAAUCACUGCCAUGACGUAUUAUUUCUUGAGGAAUGCAUCUACGUGUCAUGUAGCGUUUGUCGAAGUGCCUAUGUUGCUCCAGCGGUCUUUGAUUUUCCAUCGCGAAAAUAGAUGACAGCAGGAAUUAUUUUACUUGAUAGCCUAUAAGGAAUUAUUUGACUUGAUAGCCUAUAAGGAAAUAUACGAAUUAAGAGCAACAGAAGAUGGAUACAUGGCAAGCAGUGUGUGUCGUCAUGAUGUGGGUCCCCAGGCUCCCAUGAACAGCGCUUGUGCCUUUGAUGGACGAAACCAUUUGUUAGCUGCUGGCAUGGAUGAUGAAUGCCAUCUGUUCUCAAUAAAAUAUAAAGUCAUUAGCCCUUCUAAGAAAGACCAAAAGACAACAAUAGACUCUUUAAAAAGAAGAAAUCAACCUGAUGAUAAAAGUGAGACACAACCUAAUGGAACAGACACAAACACUGAGUCGGAUAGUGCCAAGCAUAUCUCGUUUGAAGUUCUUAAUUUACGGACAGUAACAACAGAUUUUUUAAAAGGCGGAGGUUUUCAGAAGUGUGUUCAGUUUAGUCCUGAUAGAAGCAUUCUGGCCACAGGAGGCGGGGAUGGACAUCUCAGGGUGUGGAAGGUCGACGAUUUUACAAAACUUCACGACAUUGAAGCUCAUAAAACAGAAAUAGAUGACAUAGCAUUUUGUCCAAAGGGUAAAAGGAUAGUCACAGUAUCACGUGGCAACACGUUCUCUGUGUGGAACACUGCUGAUGGCAAGAGGCACAUGGAUGUGGAAUGGCCAGGCAAGGCAGGCAUGCAUAGGUUCAGGGCCUGCAGAUUUGGUGUGCGAGAUGGGAGCUUAGAGAAGGGACACAACCUGUACACCAUUAACAUUCCUGUGCAGCGUAGCAGCAAACCAGACCCGUGCUUCCUGGCCCAGUGGGAUGGCGAGACGUUCAAGCCACGUCUUAUCAUGAACGCUGGAACUGAGGUCCUCUCAGCCAUGGCCGUCAGUCCAGAUGGUGUGUAUGUUGGAGUUGGGAUGAUGUCAGGCAGUGUGGCAGUGUACAUCUCAUUCAGUCUCCAGAAAUUGUACUACGUGAAGGAGGCCCACAACAUCUUCGUGACAGGGUUGUCGUUCCUGCCGGUGUCGGAGAGCGUGGCUGCUGUCAGUGACGCCCAGGACUUCAGCCUGCUCAGCAUCUCCGCUGACAACACUGUACGCCUGCACCAGGAGCCUACCAGAGCUUCCUACAGUGCAGUUGUUCUCAUAGUGGGGUUGCUGUUCAUGAUAGCUGCAUUCUUCUGGAUAUUGGCUCACACGGGGUUAUGACCUCUGGGAAUUCAUGAUAGACCUUUUCUUUAUAUGAUGUCCAAGAAAUAUGCAUGGCAAGUAGCACAGUGCUUUCUGAUAAGAUGCAAAAAUUGUAUUGCUUCAAAAUUUCUGAAGAAAGAUGUAAAUGAGAUUGUGAUUAGUUGUCAUUUUAGUGAGAAUUUAGAAUUGAAAAGAUGGUUAUUGAUUGUUAAUAAUUGGAAUUUUGUAAAUAAUUUUUGAUUGGUUGUUAUUGAACAUGAUAUACCGGUAUCUGUACAGAUAUAAGUGGGGUUAGUUUUUCUGAAAAUAUUUUUUUCUUCACAAUAUGAUGUUAGCAACGCUAAUGCAAUUAUCGAUACAUAAACCGGUAUUUGGGGUCUGUAAUAUGUUUUUGUUCUAUGUUUUCAAUUUUGUGGAAUGUGAAUCAACACUCAGUUUUCUGAGCCAACAAAGUUUGUUUCUGCCUAAAAUUAUAAGGACUAAUGCAAAUAUCAUACUCUUAUUAAGUAGAAACUGUUCUCUACAAGCCAUGCGAAAGACUUUCCUCCAACAUAUCUGAUAAAAUUUGCUGAGGUCCAAUAAUAUCUCCAAAACUGUCGGACACGAGAAAUUGACGGACCUUGUGUCCGACAAUAAAAAACAAUAUGUAAAACUUUGGUUUAAAAUGAACACAACACUAGGAAUAUGUAAUUAAAUAACUGUUUCACGUUUCUUUUACUUCGAUAAAUUUUUUAACUUUAAAAUAAAAUGAAUUCGAACGGCAAUCUUUGCUAGUACAUAACAAACUCCAAGCGCAAUUCUAAAAUUACAGCUGCCGCU